UUCCUAAAACUUGUCAACCAAGCUUAGGAGUAUCCCUUGGAAUUCUCCUAUAAAGUCGCCAUCCUUUUUUAUUUUACUCAUAUAUUCUCUACAACCUUUUCAAUUUCUUCAAUUUACAAAAUAUUUUAGUUCUUCAAUUACCUGCAAAACACACCGGAAAAUGUGUCCCACCGGAAGUGUUUUGCAUUCUGCCGCCGGCGCCGGAAAACCAAAUCUCCGGUCAGCUUUCGACGUUUUAGACGUUGACCGCGAUGGAAAGAUUAGCAGAGAAGAUCUCCGGACAUCGUACGGUGGAUUCGUCGGCGACGAUAUGAUUGGUACGAUGAUGACGGUGGCCGAUUCGAACGAAGACGGAUACGUUGAAUUUGAGGAUUUCGAGAAGGUUUUGGAUAGUUCUAUUAACAGAAACGGCGAGGAGAAGAGGAAAAAUGAAACAGGGAUGAAUGUAAUGGAGGAUGUUUUCAAGGUGAUUGACAAAGAUGGAGAUGGUAAAGUUGGGGUUGAGGAUUUGAAGAGUUAUUUGAGUUGGGCUGGGCUUCAAGUUGAUGAUGAUGAUAUUAAGGCCAUGAUUAAAUUGGGCCAUGGUGAAGAAAAUGGUGGUGUUACCUAUGAAGGUUUUCUCCAAAUUUUGUCUCUUUAAUUUGUUCCAUUGAUGAAGAUGAUAAAUGUUAGAUUAGGUGAACAAGGAUUUUUUGUAAUUUUCAAUUUUCGUCAAGUUCAAAGCAGCGUGGUGCUUCCCAUGUUAUUUGAGAAAAAAAGGCGCACCAUCAUUUUGUAUGCUACUUUUUCUGAUUUUAUUUGAUAUUA
Solanum tuberosum (potato) is the source of this 807-nucleotide messenger RNA. RefSeq names its product calmodulin. The record is from RefSeq and is a predicted model, not a curated record. Bases 161 to 640 code for a protein of 159 amino acids. Gene Ontology annotation, molecular function: calcium ion binding. Lineage: Eukaryota; Viridiplantae; Streptophyta; Magnoliopsida; Solanales; Solanaceae. The transcript has a single exon.